This is a messenger RNA of Drosophila serrata, 1395 nucleotides long. It is a transcript of the gene Cpr76Bc, whose product is annotated as Cuticular protein 76Bc. The record is from RefSeq and is a predicted model, not a curated record. Gene Ontology annotation, cellular component: extracellular matrix. NCBI's taxonomy places the organism in Eukaryota, Metazoa, Arthropoda, Insecta, Diptera, Drosophilidae.
AUGGUCUGGGAUCGGGGAUCGGGUUUCACCUCCCAGCCAAUAUCCCCCGACACGCUUCUCCGUUCGAUAACGAGCCGCCUGCCGUCGCAGCCGGCAGCGCCGCCGCCCCUCCUCCUGGCCAUCCUUCUCGCCCUCAUCUGCCUGGGGACCCGCCCCCGUCCCGAAGCUGUGAGGGGCGGGGCACCUGUUGUGGUCGCCGACGAUGAUGAUGAAACCAUGGAGUACGCCCCGCAAUAUGAACAUCCGGGAUAUGCCUUUAGUUAUGGUGUUAAGGAUCUGCAUACGGGCGAUGUGAAGUCACAGUGGGAGUCCCGAGACGGUGACGGGGUCAAGGGUCACUACAGCAUACUGGAGCCCGACGGCUCCAUACGCACCGUCCAUUAUACGGCGGAUGCCAAGAAGGGCUUCAAUGCCAUCGUCAAGACGGUGGGGGCCAACUCGCAUCCGAUUACGGAGACCCCAGAGGGUAGCAAUCAUGUAAACGACGACACCUCCCAGUCGAAGAUCAACCACUACAGCAAGGAUCAGGAGCACAUCGUCCUGAGCUCGGAUAUAAAACCCCUCAAAAAGCCCAUUGAGGAUCUGACGCACUCGCAUCCCAAGAUUCCCAGUCUGAUUGAGAUCAAGCCGCAUGCGAGGAUCAAGCAGGUGCCCAUGGACAUGGAUCCUGGCAUCAGGGAUCGCUUGCAGCAGGCCAGGGAUACCUAUUACAAACAGAUUGCGGCCGCUCACAAGCUGGAGGAUUACUCCCAGAAGCUGCAGCCCACCUAUGCGGUGCAGGAGGGUGACUGGAAGGCGGUCAUUGUGAACGAACCUCGGGAGUACAGGCCUUACUACACCACAGGAUCUCCCAUUCACUCGCAACAUGGCUAUUACGACCACUACAAGCCCAAGGAGUUGCCCCACAACUAUCUGCACAAGCAGCAGUCCCUGCACACCAGCUUCUCGCCCUCGAAGCCCCGGGUUAGCAUUCCCCCCGAGGGCAUCUCCAACCACAUACACCAGAAGAAGGUUGUGCACACUACACCGGGACUGAAGCACUACAAGUACAAGGGCGUCUCCAAGACCUAUUCUCGUCCAGAUUACUCAAGUUACUUCCAUCGCAAGCCCAAGAAGCUACGUCCACUGCACCCCACACAGAAGCCACGUGCCCAGAGACCCGGCAAGUCGGGUCCUGUUCUCUUCCCAAAUGUCCUGAACGACGACUUCGAGGACGCCGAGGAAGAUGAGCAGGGAGCGGCGUCGGCCAGCCUAGUGCAGAGCAUGGUGCGCAAGGACAAGAAGCACAUGGUGCCCAUGUAUGCGGGCGGACAUAGUUUCCAGCCCGGUAGCUACAGCACCUUGGAAGGGGUCUAGAUCCUUGGACAGCCCACAGUUUUUCCUCCUCUAUUUAUU